AUGGCGUGCAGCCUCAAACGAUGCCAAGGUUCGUCCCAAGUGCCACCCUCGCUCUUCCACGCCGUGACGCUAGGCAAGCGCGGGUGCAUUUGUCCGAAAGGCGUCAACCUCCCGCCGGUACCCGAGCCAGCGUUACCUGUGCUGGACCCGCGACGCAACGGCAGCAUCGUCGUGCGCUACAACCACUACAAGAAGGCAUUUCCGAUUGCUAACGGCAGCACGACCACCGCCGAGAUUGACGCGCAGUACUUCCUCCUUUCCGUGUUUCCCAAGGCCGCGCUGCGCCUCAGUCGCUACGGCCCAUCGGACUUUGGCUAUGAAGAGAACGGCGAGAACGAGCGACCGAUGCUGCGCGAAGACCCGCCCGGCGUCUACCACGAUCUGCUCGAUGGCGACGUCGUCUGGGUCCACGUUGAAGAAGACGCGGCCGAGCGCGCGGCCUACGAAGAGCGCCAGGACGCAUAUGCCAAAGCGGCAGCGACCAAGCGGGCCGAGGCGCCGCCACCGAAUGGACUUCUCAAGGAGAACACCGAGUCGUGUUCGUGCCUGGAAGGCAACCCGUGCGUCGAUCGGUACUGCUGUAAAGACUGGGACCAUCGACUCGAGGUUGCCAAGCGACAUGGCUGGAAAGGCUUUCAGUAG
Messenger RNA from Saprolegnia parasitica CBS 223.65, 642 nucleotides. RefSeq lists its product as hypothetical. The transcript has 2 exons. The record is from RefSeq and is a predicted model, not a curated record. Bases 1 to 642 code for a protein of 213 amino acids. Lineage: Eukaryota; Oomycota; Saprolegniomycetes; Saprolegniales; Saprolegniaceae.